AUGGAAAAGGUCAGUAAAGGCAAUCGUUAUUAUCCAUCUUAUGGAGUGAGCUCUGAUUGCGAAGAAGAAGUCAACGCUCAGGUCUACCAACAUACUUACCAGCAGCCGGGAGUUUUCUCUGGUACUCCAACGUCUGACGCCAGUGACGCAACUCUGACAGAUUCCGAACUUGCCCUUGCUAGAGAUUCUACCCUGCUUGUACACAACGGGAUCUUUAUUGAGACCUUCGAUGAGACCCAAAAAGGCUCGAAUGAACAAAUCGAAAUUAAAAGAAAUGAUGAAUCUUUUUUCGAUAUUCACUUAUCAAUAUACCACAAUCCCAUUGUAUACCUUAACUGGGUUCCUGAAGAUCAAACUAUAUAUCAACAUUACUACAUCCACGUUCUUGCUGCAAGCGAAAGCGGUGCGUAUCCUGAAGGAUCUGGCCGUAGAAGAGGUCCUGAACUGUUGAGGUCUGAGACAAUAGAAGAUUCGCAUGAAGACUUGUAG
Molecule: messenger RNA, 489 nt
Organism: Nezara viridula (southern green stink bug)
Lineage: Eukaryota; Metazoa; Arthropoda; Insecta; Hemiptera; Pentatomidae
Source: the annotation of a GenBank genome assembly